Molecule: messenger RNA, 3511 nt
Organism: Thrips palmi
Lineage: Eukaryota; Metazoa; Arthropoda; Insecta; Thysanoptera; Thripidae
Gene: Naa35
Product: N-alpha-acetyltransferase 35, NatC auxiliary subunit
Exons: 13
Coding region: 100-2310 (736 amino acids)
Biological process (GO): N-terminal peptidyl-methionine acetylation
Cellular component (GO): NatC complex
Source: RefSeq, a predicted model, not a curated record
GUGUCCAAAGUUGCUAGAUGCUCAUUGAGAUUGCACACUGCCCAACUUGAAACUUUUAUUCACUUGUAAAGACUUUGUCAUUAUUUUCGUCCUAUUAUAAUGAGUUCUAGUGAUCAUCACAUAAAAGUGGACGACGAUGGAGAUAUAUCCGAUGAUGAGAAAAAGAAACUGCUUGAAGAUGGGGUAUUUACAACAACUGCUACCCCUAAACUUACCUACAACUGGGUUGAUAUCACCAAGGAAUUUACAACGCUGGCUAAAACUCUCAACCUUGGAGAGCUUCUCCUUGAUGAGCACUUUGGGUUGUAUGAAGCCAUGUCAGCUGUUGAGAUGAUGGACCCAAAAAUGGAUGCAGGCAUGAUGUGCAACCGUAGUGACAAACCAACUUUAACAUUUGCAAGAGCAGUUGAGUCGGGAAUUUUGAAAUUUGAAGGAUUAGAUCUCUCCGAACAGAUUGGAGUAAUCGAUCAUGUUUUAUCCUGCCUAGUUUCAUGGAUAGAGGGAAACUCUCUAGCUCAAACAGUUUUUGCAAAUCUGUACCUUCACAAGCCAUUCUACAUUGAAGAGCGACCUCUGAAAGCCUUUUGUAUUACAGCUUACAAGAUGGUGGAAAUUGUCAAACACUUCAUAGAUCAGGCAACAGUUUUUGAAGAGGAAGAUUAUCAGCCCAUGCAAUAUGGUUACCGCCUCAUACCAGAUGUUUCUGAACAACGUACAAUCGGCAUGUUGCGUGAAGUUGAAGAAGAUUUAUCUAGACGACUUAGACAACGUCCAGCGCUCCCCAACGCUGAAAGCAUCGGCGCUUUGCUGUCUCGAGUAAAGUUUGUAAGGCUACUGUAUUCAGUACUUGGAGUUCUUGGCCGGCAAGAUUCUGAACCAGAAGUGAGGAAAGAACUAAGACCUGACAGUGAACUCCACAAAGCCCUGAAUAAUUGUUCUGAACAGUUAACAAUUAUGCGUAAUACCAUAUCUCUUGGGAUCCCUCCAGAUUCCCCUAAACUAGGUUUUGAGCCCUUGGCUAACCAGCGCCUGCUUCCUCCUACAUUCCCUCGCUAUGCAAAAAUCAAAUCUCGAGAAGAAGCCUUUGUCUAUUAUGAUGAUUUGAUUCAACGACUGAAGGUUGUUUGCAAGAUUUACAGUCAUGCCUCUUUUCAUACUGCUCUGGACUUCUUCAUGGAGUUUAGUCGCCAGAAACCCUGUCUGUUAUCUAGAUCAAUUCUGCAGGUUUUGUAUAUUCCUCAGCCAUCCAGCCUCCUGACUAACACUCGUGUUGUAGAAAUAUUGAGAGAGGCAGCAAAGUCAUUUAUUUGCCCACCUGCUCUUUCAUCUAAAACUUUGCUUGCAUCCAAUCCACAGGCAAAAGAAUUUGUUGACAUGUUUCUUCUACACUGCGGCCGUCCUUUUGUUCAAUUGAUACAACUUUGUGGUCACAAUCGUGCCAGGCAGAGAGAACGGCUUGCUCACUUGUUGGAAGAUUUCUCUAACCUACAGGAUGAGGCUGAAAAGGUUGAUGCUUACCUGCAUAAUUUAACUUCCAAAUCAGAAGGAAAAAGGUCACAUCUAGCUUGCUUUGGAACAUGGAUUCUCUACCACACUCUGAGAAUAAUGAUAAUGUACUUAUUGUCUGGAUUUGAGCUUCAACUGUAUUCAAUUCAUGAAUAUCAUUAUAUCUACUGGUACUUGUAUGAGUUUCUUUAUGGAUGGCUUGUAUCGUCACUGUCAAGAGCAGAUAGCCUGCUUAUGGAGCAGGAAUCCUACUUGGAAAAAGAAAACUCAAGAGGCAAGGGUAAGAAGAAUAAAGUUCGUCGCAAAAAGGGGUGCAGACCAUACGCAAAGGACAUAACCCUCUCUCAAGUGUACCAAAAUCUUUGUGGAGGAUACUACAAGGCUACACUUGCUUUCCAGAGAACAGGAAAAAUAAGUUUUCCUAAGUCUGAAUUUGACUGUGAAAAAGUGCGCUAUGAACAUAGAUUUUUGCCAUUUUCUAACCUACAUACUCCACCACCAAUGCAAUAUAGUGAAUUUUCUGAUAUGACGAAGUCGAUGGAGACUCAGAUUUGUGUCGCUGACAGGGAAGCUCCAGAUCACUCUAGGUUAUUCAUGGCUGCUUGUAAGAACUUCCAUCAGGCUAGGACUUUGCUGGAAAUUAUGCCAAGCCCUGACCAGGAGGUCAACACCUUACUUUUAGUGGCCAAAACAAAUUUUGUUGUUCUAAAGCUUCUUGCUGGUGGCCAUAAACAAGAUUCAAACACGCCCCCCAUUUUUGAUUUUAGUCAUCAUUGUCAUUUCCCUAUUAUUAAACUUACUUAGUAAUACUUCUGUAUGAAAAAAUGUGUCUGUUGACUUUUAUUGCCACCUUUCUGAGAUACCAAUUAAAAUCUCAGUCAUUGUAAUAGAUUAUUUAGCUAAGUUUUUUUGUUGUUUCUUUUGUUUCAAAAAUUUGUUCACUUGUUCACAAUUUAUGUGAAUGGUUCUUAAUGGGUCUGAGUAAAUCAGUAUAUGAAUGUUUCUACCAUGUUGUCAAAGCGUUAACAACUGCUUCUCUUUUCUGUGAUGGUAAUGGUACUUUGGGAGUAUUUUGGGUACAGCGGUUUUCUACCUGAAUGUGACAUUGUAGUAACCUUUGAGCAUUCGUUUGUGUAUUCUACUCAUGAACUGAACUAAUAUUGUGCUAGUCAUACCAUCUAGUGGCUGUCUUCAUUAGACAUUGUUGAUCUGGUUUCUUUUAAGUGGUAAGAAAUCUUUCUUGUGUAAUCUCAAUGUUAAUUUGUUGUGAAGACUCCCAGUCAUGACUGAUGGAACCGUACAAAGUGACAAUCUUUUUUUUGUCUUGUUUUAGGAAGUAGUGUGUAUGUGUGUGUGUAUGUUGAUGUAAGAUUGCCACAUUAGUGUCUGUGUGUUUUUCAUAACUGGGAAUUUCAAGCUUGAAUUCAAGAUUUUUCUUUUGUAUAGGAUGAUGUGACAUGCCCACAGUUGAUGUAGUUUAUCAAUUAAGUCAAAAUGUUUUUAUUUAGGUUUGUCACAAUGUGAUAGAUUAGCAAUCAAUGUUUGACUAACAUGUGCUUUAGGGAAGAAGUUUAUGACAAAUUAUUGUGUUUCUGCAUUAUACUAUAAAUGUUUUAACUUGUAAUGAUCAAAUUUGUUUUGCAAGUUGUUUUUUUAUACCAUCUUAUAUAUCUUAUUAUUGCUGAGGCUUAGAAGGCUCAAGUAAUUCAAUGAGGAAAGGUCACUAGUAAUUUCUGCAAUGUCCGUUUUUGUUGCUUAGUUGUUAUUUUGUAUCCUGUUCUACUCAUUCAUUUUGUUUUACCAUGACUAAUUUUUCAACUGUAUCGAAUUUAUGCCAUACCCAUUCAUCUUCCCAUUCAGUGUCAUCUCUUUUACUUUCGCUUAUGUUAGGUUACAAAUUUACAAACCUAGAAAGUGUACCACGACCGCUACUGCUCUCCGUAAAGUCAAUAAAACAGUAUAAAACUUUUGAAGUAAAAUAAAUAAAAAUCAACAUUUUAUCAAA